Messenger RNA from Centrocercus urophasianus (Greater sage-grouse), 1694 nucleotides. RefSeq names its product cilia- and flagella-associated protein 251-like. The transcript is spliced from 5 exons. Lineage: Eukaryota; Metazoa; Chordata; Aves; Galliformes; Phasianidae. The coding region runs from base 408 to 1694 and encodes 428 amino acids. The record is from RefSeq and is a predicted model, not a curated record.
UGUUGCUGUCACUGAGUGGCAGUUCUCACUUGUGGCACCAAUCCAGCACUGUGACACAGGGCAGCAGGCAGCCAGCACCGAACCCAGACCCCAGGCAUUGUCCCCAUAGUGGGGCCCAUCUGGCGGAUCCCACAAGGGUUGGGAUUGCUCAGGCGCAGCCCAACACUGCAGCAAGGAGCCAGCUAGUGGUGAAAACCAUCUUAGCAGAUAAUCAAAUCCCAACGUGCUCAGAGAUACAGACACAGGCACCAGGGAGGAGCUAGCAAAGCUCCAGCCUGGCCCUAGUAGCCACCAGGACUGCAAACAGGGGCUGGUUCCAUCCGCUCAUCCCCAGCUUCAUUCAGCAUCUCUGGCUCUGGCUCUAGGAGGGUUCACGCAGCUGACCCCCAUCCCACCUGACCUUGUGCAUGCACCCACGUUUGCUCCUGUUUGCACAGGGCCUAAAGGAGGUGGGGACCCGGUGUGGUGUCCCUGAGCAGCAGUUGGACGUCCCUGAGCUGAGCAUGCCUGAGCCGACGUCGCACAGCACGGAAAAGAAGCGAGAGAAAAGUGCAGAGAAGGUGGGAGCAAAGGGCAGCGCCACGGUGCCUGCAGUCCCCAAGAGCCUUCCUGUGAAAGCAAAAGUGGAGCCCCACAGCCUGGACCCCACGGAGGAGCCACUCAUCUGGGAAGGGCUCACCCUCAACAAGUGCAUCCUGGUGGCCUCCAUCGUCGCCCUGCUCAGCGUCAGCUUCCAGGUGCUCCAAGCUCCACCAUGCCCCAGGGACGGUGUCAGCAGUGGCAAGCAAGAGCCCCCAGCAGCUCCCAUCCAUGAGGUCAUUAUCCCCAAGGAGGAGGUCCCAGAGGUGGUGGCUCCACAGCCCGUCCCGCCUGAGAGCAGCAUACCGGAGGAUGACGAUGGUGACGAUGACGGUGACGAUGAUGACGAAGCAGACAGCAACCUGGCCGAGCCCUGGAUCUUCAAGAAGUGGUUUGGCCGCUCGGAGCCAGGACAUGAGGAAGAGCCUGGAGAAGAGGAGGAAGAGCCCACAGAGAAACCUCAGGAGCCAACAGCCAAAGUGGAGCUGAGGAAGGUCCAGGAGAAACCACGGGGCCCAGAGAAGAAAGAGGAGAAGACCCGAGGUCCGGAGAAGGAGGAGAAAACCCGAGGCCCAGAGAAGGAGGAGAGAAAGGAGGAGAAGGAGGAAGAGAAGAAGGAGGAGAAGGAAGAGAAGAAAGAAAAGAAGGAGGAGAAGAAGGAAGAAAAGAAAGAAGAGAAGAAGGAAAAGAAGGAGGAGGAGAAGGAGGAGGAGGAGAAGGAGGAAGAGGAGAAGGAAGAGAAGAAGGAGGAGAGACCGCGUGGCCCAAAGAAGGAGGAGAGACCCAAGGAGGGCCGCGCAGCCCCAGCUGAGAGGAGCAGCCGUCGGGAGCCGCGUCCCAAGGACAGGAGUCCUGAGGAGAAGCCCCCCAGAGCCCCCCGGGCGCACAGAGAGCCCGAGCAGCAGCAACACAAGAGGAGACGCCGUGAGGGGAAGGAGAGCCGGCGGGAGAAGGAUGAGCAGCGCAGGGAUGGAAGCAAGGGCAGAGCGGGCAGAGCCGAGCGGCAGGAGAGCAGCCGGAGGAACUGGGGGCUGCCACGGGGCGAGCAGCGGGGCAGGAGGGCCGGGGAGCCAUCGGGGAGGGACAGGGCGCGAGAGGGCCGGCGGCGUGACUGA